GUUCAUACUCUUACACUUCCACACCGCCCUGUAUUCACUGCAAAUUUGCCCGCUUACAGCUACUAAUACAUCGCUCCCUGGACACUAGACAUCUACCGUGAAAGAUCUCUUUAUCGUUUGCCUGCAAUCUACUAUAUUACCCCGCCAUCCCGCCGUUCGCUCUCCCCUCUGACGGAAACGCGCCUGAGCAACAACCGCCUUCUCUCUACGACUUGAGCCUUUGUCCCGAAGACAAACGCGAACUCUCGCAUCCUAGCUCUUACACACUUGAAUCUCCACGCCCCACCUUCCACCCACCCAUCCUACUUUGCAUCAACCACCGUUCAACCUACACAUACGAUCCUCAGCCCGAUUGCGAACGCCCCGCGUGAAUAUAUAUAUAUACCUUUGGAGGGACAGGAUGGCGUCAUCUUCUGCUGCGGCGGGGUUACUAUCACGCCAACUUAAGCAAAUGCAAAACGACAAAAGCAUAUCGGGGAUAAGCUGUGGCCUAGUAGACAGCAACGUCUUCGAGUGGGAAGUGAUGCUGAUGAUUGACGACGACACCAAGUUCUAUGGAGGAGGAUUCUUCCGAGCACGGCUGACCUUCCCGAGCGAAUACCCCCUCCUUCCGCCAAAAAUGCGCUUUGAGACGCCCAUCUUCCACCCUAACAUCUACCAGAACGGUGAGGUCUGCAUCUCGAUCCUCCACCCCCCAGAAGAAGACAAGUACGGCUACGAAUCCGCAGCCGAACGCUGGUCGCCCGUCCAAACCCCCGAAACUAUCCUCCUCUCCGUAAUAUCGAUGCUCUCCAGCCCCAACGACGAGUCUCCGGCGAACGUCGAAGCGGCGUCCCUGUGGCGCGAUAAUACACCGGAGUUCAAGAAGCGAGUGCGGAAGUGUGUUCGGGAUAGCUUGGAGUUUGAAUAAGAAGGCCAAGGAGAAAGGGCUGUUGAUGAAUUAAAUAGGCGAUAAAUAGCAUAAGCGAGCGCUCUGGUGGAUAUUGGUUCUAGGGACAUGAAUUCUUCGGGCGUGCAUGGCAGACAUCUUUUCGGGCUGGACUGGGCAAGUAUAUAUUGUGUUGAUGAUGAUACCUGCCACCCCCAAUGUGCUGGUAGGGCAAUACAUAUAUACAUAUACAUAUUGAAACAAUUUUCCAAACCAC
This is a messenger RNA of Cucurbitaria berberidis CBS 394.84, 1145 nucleotides long. RefSeq names its product ubiquitin-conjugating enzyme E2 15. NCBI's taxonomy places the organism in Eukaryota, Fungi, Ascomycota, Dothideomycetes, Pleosporales, Cucurbitariaceae. The transcript has 3 exons. Gene Ontology annotation, cellular component: cytosol; endoplasmic reticulum. The coding region runs from base 401 to 910 and encodes 169 amino acids. The record is from RefSeq and is a predicted model, not a curated record.